Molecule: messenger RNA, 1544 nt
Organism: Parasteatoda tepidariorum (common house spider)
Lineage: Eukaryota; Metazoa; Arthropoda; Arachnida; Araneae; Theridiidae
Molecular function (GO): N,N-dimethylaniline monooxygenase activity; NADP binding; flavin adenine dinucleotide binding
Source: RefSeq, a predicted model, not a curated record
CCUACUCGUUAAAGAUAGUGAUUUCUUAAAAAUUGUCUCCUUUGAUAAAAGUGGAUAUAUUACACAUACUGAUAAAGUUACAUCCUCUCAAUUCCGGAAACAUGUGAUUUUAUUUACUUAAUUAAAGAAUAUCAUCAAUGGAGUCACGUUUGAAGGUAGUUGUUAUAGGUGCAGGUGCAGCUGGCUUAUGUGCAGUGAGACAUUUAUUAUCGGAUCCGGACCACUUUGAGUUCGAUGCUUUCGAGCAGAAACAUUACAUAGGAGGUAUAUGGAAUUAUUCGGAAAAAGUUGGCUCUGAUGAAUAUGGUUUACGAAAUGAAUCAAGCAUCUAUAAAAACCUAUUAACGAACAUACCAAAAGAGACAAUGGCCUUUCCAGAUUUUCCAUUUCCACACCACGGUGGCUGCUCUUAUAUUCACCAUACACAAGUACUGCAGUACUUACGAGAUUAUUCUGAGCAUUUUGACCUGCAUAAUCAUAUUAAUUUUCACAAGAUGGUGAUGCACGUUAAACCAUUGAAAAGUUCAGAUGAGAGAGUAAAGUGGCGCGUCACAUAUUCUGAUGUAGUGACGAAAGAAAGAGAAACUAAGAUGUAUGAUGCUGUGAUGGUAUGUAACGGCCGUCAUAGCGUACCUAAUAUGCCUGAAAUACCUGGAAUCGAUGACUUCCAAGGAAUUAUGAUGCACAGUCAUGCUUACAGAGAAAAUACUCCAUUUAAGGACUUGAAAGUAGCUGUUUUGGGAGCUGGACCUUCUGGUGAAGACAUCGGUUUUGAAAUUGCUGAAGUGGCGAAGGAGGUGAUUUUGAGUCAUAAUUCAAAGCUGAAAACGUGUCCCUUGCCAAAGAAUAUGAUUCAAGUAAAAGGAGUUAAUCGUGUGAACAAAUCAUCGGUAGAACUUAUUGAUGGGCAAACUUAUGAAUGUGAUGCAAUCGUCUUAUGUACUGGUUAUCUGGUGGAUUAUUCUUUCCUGGAUCCCAGCUGCAAUCUACAGAUACAAGACCAAAGGAUAACUCCGCUUUACUUCCAUACAUUCCAUAUUGACUACCCAACACUGGCCAUAUGGGCUGUGACCAGAUAUAUCCUGCCAUUCCCUGUCUAUGACCAGCAAGUGAAGGUCUUUUUGAAAUAUCUGAAAGGAGAUGUAGCUCUCCCGAGUGCAGAGGAGAUGAGAAGAGAAGAGGAGAGAGAUUUCAAGUGGAGAUUGGACAUGGGUUUUAAACCGAAUCACGCUCACGACUUGCUGAAUGAACGCCUGUGGAAGUUCGAUGAUGGUUUUAGUGAACUUGGUCAAAUCGAUCCCAUUCCAAAUAGCAUUCGAAACUUGAUCCGGCAAGUUAUAAAAGAAAGGGAUGUCAACUUGAUGAAUUACAAAGAAAAGAAUUACGCAUUGGUUGAUAACGAGACAUUUGUUGAACUGGGCUGAAGUUUAUAUCCUAGUUAAUCUUAUUUCUUGAUUUUUCCUCACUAAGCAUCAAUGAUAAAGAACUGUCCCCUUCUUGACUAUUGAACAGAUUCGAAAUAAAAGAGAAUUUUGUGUUUACAA